This is a messenger RNA of Arachis stenosperma, 1301 nucleotides long. RefSeq lists its product as uncharacterized. Lineage: Eukaryota; Viridiplantae; Streptophyta; Magnoliopsida; Fabales; Fabaceae. The transcript is spliced from 9 exons. Gene Ontology annotation, molecular function: RNA binding. Bases 281 to 1027 code for a protein of 248 amino acids. The record is from RefSeq and is a predicted model, not a curated record.
CCGGGGCCAGAGUAGCCCUACUCAUGUGCCAAGUUCUCCUGGAAAGAAACAGCCACAUAACCCCUUCUGUUUCGGGCCCUAACUUGAAAUCUCACAACACUCGACCUGCCUCUCCUCUCCCUGAGACUGCGUCACUUAGCUACUCAGCACUCAGCACUCGCCAAACACCACCUUAGCAACCAUAUCCCCCUUCCAAUCCUCACCUUCACACGCUUCAGCUUGAUACUCCCCUUCCCUUAUCUCCCCUUCCCUUUCUCCUUCCCUCUCAACACACACAAAGAUGGAUAGGUAUCAGAGGGUGGAGAAGCCCAAGGCAGAUAGCCCUAUCAACGAGAACGAGAUACGCAUCACUACACAAGGCAGGAUGAGGAACUACAUCACCUACGCCACCACUCUCCUUCAGGAGAAAGGAUCUGAGGAAAUUGUUCUUAAAGCAAUGGGACGUGCUAUCAAUAAGACUGUGAUGAUUGCUGAGCUGAUCAAGAGAAGGAUUGUAGGUCUGCAUCAGAACACACAAAUCGGAUCAACUGAUAUAACUGACACAUGGGAGCCACUAGAAGAAGGCCUUCUUCCUUUGGAGACUACUCGUCAUGUUUCAAUGAUCACAAUUACUUUGUCAAAGAAAGAAUUGGAUACAUCCUCGACAGGGUACCAAAUUCCUCUUCCAGCUGAUCAAGUAAAACCUCUAAAUGAAUAUGAAGAGGAAGGAGAAGGCUCACCAAGGAUGCGAGGAAGAGGUCGAGGUCGUGGAAGGGGUAGGGGCAGAGGAAUGUACAAUGGGGGUAUGGAAUAUGGUGAUGGUUGGGAUGGUGGGCGAGGAUAUGGUGGCAGAGGGCGUGGCCGUGGAAGGGGUCGUAGUUUCCGGGGACGAGGACGUGGCUAUGGUGCCCAGCCAGUUGGGUACUACGACUAUGGUGAAUAUGAUGCACCACCACCUGCCCCACGUGGCCGUGGUCGUGGAAGGGGAAGAGGCCGUGGACGUGGUCGUAAUAUUAGAGAUGGAGCAGGCCGGGGAGCAGCUGCUUGAUCAAGUUGUUGUCGGUUAUAGUGUAUAUGUUUCAGUUAGAAGAUGGUUGCCUGUGCUUGGUUCUUUAUGGGACAUGCUUUAAUAUUAGUUUGAAGUGUUCGUGUUGCAGCCAUGUUCCUGCAGUUUUGUUUCUUUUAUUUUCUUCUGUAACCUCUUUGAUUUCCCAAGUUCGUUAGAUUCAAUUAGUUAGCUUUCCAUUAUCUCAGACUACAAAGAAGGAGAAUCAUAAUUGUAAAAUUUUUUAACACGUAAUUAUAGCAGUAAGUUUUCUUAA